Nyctereutes procyonoides (raccoon dog) is the source of this 2220-nucleotide messenger RNA. RefSeq names its product tripartite motif containing 11 (gene TRIM11). The transcript has 6 exons. Bases 47 to 1453 code for a protein of 468 amino acids. The record is from RefSeq and is a predicted model, not a curated record. NCBI's taxonomy places the organism in Eukaryota, Metazoa, Chordata, Mammalia, Carnivora, Canidae. Gene Ontology annotation, molecular function: zinc ion binding; protein binding.
CCCCGCGCCCCAGGCCCCGCCGUCGGCCGCCCGCGCCCCCGGAGCCAUGGCCGCCCCCGACCUGUCCACCAACCUCCAGGAGGAGGCCACCUGCGCCAUCUGCCUCGACUACUUCACCGACCCGGUGAUGACCGACUGCGGCCACAACUUCUGCCGCGAGUGCAUCCGGCGCUGCUGGGGCCAGCCCGAGGGCCCGUACGCCUGCCCCGAGUGCCGCGAACUGUCCCCGCAGAGGAACCUGCGGCCCAACCGCCCGCUCGCCAAGAUGGCCGAGAUGGCGCGGCGCCUGCACCCGCCGUCGCCCGUCCCGCAGGGCGUGUGCGCCGCGCACCGCGAGCCCCUGGCCGCCUUCUGCGGCGACGAGCUGCGCCUGCUGUGCGCGGCCUGCGAGCGCUCGGGAGAGCACUGGACGCACCGCGUGCGCCCGCUGCAGGACGCCGCCGAGGACCUCAAGGGAAAGCUGGAGAAAUCCCUGGAGCAUCUGCGGAAGCAGAUGGAGGACGCGCUGCUGUUCCAAGCACAGGCUGAGGAGACCUGCGCCCUGUGGCAGAAGAUGGUGGAGAGCCAGCGGCAGAACGUGCUGGCAGAGUUUGAGCGGCUGCGCCGGCUGCUGGCAGAAGAGGAGCAGCGCCUGCUGCAGCGUCUGGAGGAGGAGGAGCUAGAGGUGCUCCCGCCCCUGCGGGACAGCGCCACCCGCCUAGGGCAGCAGAGCGCGCAGCUGGCCGAGCUCAUCGCAGAGCUGGAGGGGCGCUGCCAGCUGCCGGCGCUGGGGCUGCUGCAGGAUAUCAGGGACACCCUGCGCAGGGUACAGGACGUGAAGCUGCAGCUGCCUGAGGUGGUGCCCAUGGAGAUGAAGACGGUGUGCAAGGUCCCGGGGCUGGUGGAGGCACUGCGCAGGUUCCGAGGGGACGUGACCCUGGAUCCCGACACCGCCAACCCUGAGCUGGUGCUGUCGGAGGAUAGGAGGAGCGUGCGCCGGGGGGACCUGCGGCAGGCCCUGCCCGACAGCCCCGAGCGAUUUGACCCCGGGCCCUGCGUACUGGGCCGGGAGCCCCUCACAUCGGGCCGCCACUACUGGGAGGUGGAGGUGGGCGAGCGGGCCAGCUGGGCACUGGGUGUCUGCAGGGAGGACGCCAACCGCAAGGAGAAGGGCGAGCUGUUCGCGGGCAACGGCUUCUGGAUCCUGGUGUUCCUGGGCAGCUACUACAACUCCUCGGAGCGGGCCUUCGCCCCCCUGCGGGACCCGCCACAGCGUGUGGGCAUCUUCCUGGACUAUGAGGCCGGACACCUGUCCUUCUACAGUGCCUCCGACGGGUCCCUCUUGUAUGCCUUCCCUGAGACCCCCUUCUCAGGGACCCUGCGGGCUCUCUUCUCACCUCUGUCCAGCAGCCCCACCCCCAUGACCAUCUGUAGGCUGAAAGGCGGGCCUGGGGAUGCACUGGCCCCCCAGUGAGGGGCCUUCCAGCUGUUUGUGCACCUGGGCAGGUAGUGCUGUCUUCUGGGCAAAGGCAACGCUUCCAGCGCCUGGCAGACAUAACGCAUGUGCUAACAAAACUGACUGCUCACUGCUGGGAGCAUGUGCCCGCACAUGCAGGUUGUGCUUCAUCCUAUGUCUGGCCAUGGGGCACAGAGACACUCCCACUGGCCAGUGCCAGGCCUUGGGCUUGGGGCCCGGCGCCUCCAGAAAGCCAUGCUCAGGAGGCUGCUCCAAGGCCACUCACCUGUGUCUACACCUGUCCAGAGGACAGGGUGUGCUUGCCCUGGAGUAGCCAGGUCCCCUGUGAUAAAAAGGCCUGAGAAGCCAGCAGCAGAGGUUGUGGGGCCCGGAGGCCAGGACCCCCUGGGCAUAGACUCUCUUCUGGAAAAGGCUCCAUCCAGGUGCAGAUGUUCAGAUGCGGCAGGUGUGCAGGCCGGCCGGUGUCUGUCCUGGAGCCGCGCUCAGAACCCCUUGCCAGAGUACCCUGCCCUUCCCCUUGCGGUUUUCUCCCUGCUGGCCUGGGCGCCUCCUGACCCUGGUCCCCUGGCACUUCCCGCCCUGCCUGGGUGAGGGGGAGGCCUUAAAGGGCCCCCUCCCCCCUCGCUGCCACAGUCUGGAGUCCUCUUUGCUUUGUUCCGACUUAUUGGCACCUUUCUGGAAGGUGUGCUGCAGCUCAUUUGUGGCCCCAGAUUUUAUUUAUUGUAAGGACUGUUCUCAGUAAAUAAACUAAGCGUUGUCUGUAA